GGAGGUUAACAGAGAUGGGCGUGGAUGUGUUUAAUAGCAGCAGCUUCAACUGUAGGAGGAGGAGCUGGUUCAGUUCCUUUUCUGAAACCAGCAAAAGGUAGGCUGGAAUAAUUCACAAAGACAACCACUGCCUGGCUGUUCCCUGAGGCUGUUCCUUGCCGACACCACAAACUACCAAAGUAUUUGCUGUUGAAGCACAGGAGAACACCAUGGCCGAAAGCAGUACAGCUCUUCACAACUUUACAGGCACCUUGGAGUCUGGGAUGAAUUGGUCCAUGCAGCAUAACAUGUCAGAAUGCCCCUGGCCAGCAGAAUGGCAUUGGUUACUUGACAUCCAGCCCAUGUUCCUCUGGCUUCUUGCUGUCUUUGGAAUGGCAGAGAAUGUUUUUGUCCUCAGCGUCUUGUGUUUCCAUAAGAGCCAUUGCACAGUGGCUGAAGUUUACUUGGCAAACUUAGCAACGUCUGACCUUUUUCUGCUCUGCGGUUUACCUUUCUGGGCUGUCAACAUCGCCCACAAAUUUGAAUGGCCGUUUGGACUCCCCCUUUGCAAAAUUGUCAAUACCAUCCUUCAAAUGAACUUGUAUUCUAGCAUUUACUUCUUGGUGAUGGUGAGCAUUGACCGCUACCUGGCCUUAGUGAAAACGAUGUCUCUGGGGCGGAUGCGCCGGCCUAUAUGUGCCAAGUGGAACUGCCUGGUCAUCUGGGUUUGUGCGCUACUCCUGUGUGCUCCUAAUAUAAUGUUCAGGUCACUAAAGUAUCAAACUAUGGACAAUAUCACAGCCUGUGUGCUGGAUUACCCAUCUGCACAAAAGUGGCCAGUGAUCACAAACACAAUGUUGAAUACCAUGGGGUUUUUAAUACCUCUUUGUAUAUUUACUUUCUGCACUGCUGCAAUCAUCCGAGCCUUAGGAAAGAGUGAAGUGCAAAAGCUCAAAGCAAUUCAGACGGAGAAGAGAGCUACUGUUCUUGUCCUUGCCGUCCUUCUCUUGUUUAUCAUCUGCUGGCUCCCUUUCCAGAUCACUACACUGUUAGAAACUUUGCAAGAAUUAAAGAUUAUUUCUGGUUGCAGAAUGGAACAAACCAUCGAUGUGGCCACCCAAAUUGCAGUAUACUGCUGUUUUAGCAACAGCUGCCUCAACCCAAUAGUGUAUGUCAUUGUAGGCAAACAUUUCCGAAGAAAAUCCAGGGAGGUCUACCACGGCUUGUUCUCUAGGAGAGUAAGCACAGCGCCGUCGAUCCUCCAAAUGGUGACUACCAUGGAGACUCUCAGAGCGUCCAUUUCAGUGGAAAACCAUAGGAAAAAGUCUACCGUUAAUGUGCAACGAUAGCACUGCCUGCUGGUUUCUUUAGGAGAAAUAAAAUUCUCACCACUGCCAUGGGUAAUCCAUUAUUUACCUCCAUGUAUAUGGUGCCGCCAUUUUGAACAGAGUGAACUCCUUAAUUAUGGAUGAAACAUUGGGAAGGCUGCCAUUAGUAGUACAGUUUGUGCAGGCCAUCUGCUCGUACUGCGUGCCAUUUUGUUUCCAGGGCUGAAUUAGACUUUCUUCUUAUUUAUAUAUUUACCAUUUCAGGGAUGAACUCUCUUGGGCAUUCUGUCCUUGGAACCAGUACCACUAAGCUAAGGAACUUGUCCUUGGAGCUCUCCUGCAUCUUUUCAGCACCUACAUCACACGAGGCUGUAGUGCACUAUAAUAUGACUAUUUAAACAAUCUACAACAAGAAGACCUCCCCCUUCAAGUUAUAAAUUUGUUAAGGUGGGGGAAAUAUAUAUAUAUAUAUAUAUAUAUAUAUAUAACUAUUAUUUCAAUUUCUUGGUUAGAGGGCAGCUAACCAUGUUCCUGGUUAGAUGCUUUUGCACACUGCAGAAAACUCUGGCAGGUUGGGGCAUCUUUCCAUGAUAUACGCACCACUGUACUUUUGCUGUGGGACCCUUGCACUUUUGCCCCAGAGAUGCUAGAGUGAUUUUCUAAGGUUUAUUUUAUUUCAGAAUAAAGGCUCUUCACCUCUCCACAUCCAGAUAAAUGUCUACACAGAGCCUAUGUUUAUACAUUCCUCCCCCUCGUUUCCCCAGGUUUCUGAUCGCACCAAGACAAACACCCCCUAAACAUAUUAGCCUUGUAAAUUCCUGUAAAUUAUACAUAUGUACAAAUAUAUAUAACAAACAAAAUCAUAUAAUUGUAUUAUUAAGUGUGAUAUUAUUAAAUAAAUGUGUAUUUCUUCAAAAUAAAAAAUCUGCUGCACUUUUAA
Hemicordylus capensis (graceful crag lizard) is the source of this 2247-nucleotide messenger RNA. RefSeq names its product bradykinin receptor B2 (gene BDKRB2). Bases 210 to 1328 code for a protein of 372 amino acids. The record is from RefSeq and is a predicted model, not a curated record. The transcript has 2 exons. Gene Ontology annotation, cellular component: membrane. Lineage: Eukaryota; Metazoa; Chordata; Lepidosauria; Squamata; Cordylidae. Gene Ontology annotation, biological process: immune response; G protein-coupled receptor signaling pathway; vasoconstriction. Gene Ontology annotation, molecular function: bradykinin receptor activity.